GAGUUGAGGCACAGUCGCCCAGCAACAGGUGGUAGCCUCCCUUCCGCCUUCUUCUGAGGCCAGCCCCCCCAGGGCCUUUGAGAGGGCUGCGCACACCCUCCCGGCAUGCCCUGGGAAGAGCAGCUCCGAAGACAGAUCCAAGGUUGGCCCGAGCAGAGACAGUCCCUGCUUCCACCUGUGGUCUCUCCUGGCCACUGAGUCUCUCCGAUGCCUACGACUUCCCAGCAGCCCUCGGGGCACACGGAGGGCCCCCCAGAGCCCACGGCGGAGGCGGCCAUGUGGGCGGUGCUCCCGUGCGGGCCUUGCGUUCCCAUCAUGCUGGGCCUGGCCUCCCUCGCCGCCUUCUUCAUCGUGACCACCGCCGUACUGGCCGAACGCCUGUUCCGCCGCGCGCACCCGGACCCCAGCCAGCAUGCGCCCACCCUCGUCUGGCGCCCUGGAGGGGAGCUGUGGAUCGAGCCCAGAGGCAGCGCCCGGGAGCGCUCGGAGGACUGGUACGGCUCCUCCGUGCCCCUGCUGAUGGACAGGCCUCCAGACACCCCGACUCCCGGGGGCACCCUGGAGGGCAGAGCAACCGCUCCACCGGCCCCUUCAAUCCCACCCUCUUCGCCCGGUUCUUUGGUUCCCCAGAUUCCCCCAGAAGUCCCAGCCCAGAGCACCUUCUGGAGCCCUCAGACACAGGAGGAGAGGCCCCAGGCAUCAGGCCUGGUGGGCAGGGUUGGGCCUGAGCCGACGCUGGAGCCUGGCACGCAGGUCGGGAGCCCCAGGGCUUGGAGGCUGAGGCAAGGGAGCUCCGAGCCUGACUGGGGCCUCCAGCCUCGGGUCACCCUGGAGCAGAUCUCAGCGUUUUGGAGGAGGGAAGGCCGGACCAGUGUGGGUUUCUGAAUCUUCGGGACCUGUAAGGUUGGCCUCCCCCCUCAGCUCCAGCCUCAGGCCUGGCCCUCGCUCCGGCCUUUUGUGCGGGAAUUUCUGACUUGGUCGCCUGACUGGUGGGCAGGCUGAGUGUCAGUCGGGACAGCCUGUGCUCUAGGGCUGGCACUGACCUUCACCUUUGAUUAAAAUGCCCAGGUUGUGACUCUGAGAACUGGAGGCAAGGCUAGUUGACAAUGGGACCGAAGGCUUCAAGAUGGCCUUCUGUCAUCUUCAAGGUACAAACUUACCUAGGAUUCAGUGUCUGAAUGGGGAGGUCCUGUACGGGCUGCCGACACCCCAACAGCCUGGAGCUGGUGAUUGCGAGUGUUUGGGAGUGUCAGGCACGUGGGCAGGCGAUGGCCGCAAUCUUCUUCUCCAGAGCCUCGAACCCCAUCCGUGCCCACCCUCUCUCACCCACCACUGUGAGGCAGAGGACCAGUCCAGGAGGAGUCUGUGACUGCAUAGUAAAUGGCGACAUGGAAUUUGCUGAGCCCACCCGAAGAGGCUGCCCCUUGCCUUAAAUUUAGGAAGUAGACCCAAAAAGGAUCAACAGGCUCCUCUGCUCAUCGGUUUGUGACUGCACGCAUCCUACGACACAGUUUUGUAGUAUUCCACGCUAAGGAAGAGCGCGGACUGAAGAGAACAGAGUUUGUGUCAGUGUGGACGUGAAGACUGUCCUAGAGAAGGGAAGCGCCCCCAAACACGGCCUCUGCCACCUUUUCCUCCGCCUUGGUGGAGUGGUCCAGAGAGGCAGGCUUGCUAUAGAAGAGAGUUACUUAUAAUGAUCCAUCCCAUAGAAAGGGACAUCUGUGUGCCCAUCGUCUGGUUUCCCUAAUUGAGGAGAGGAGCAGUGGAGAAAGCGAUAGAGUUCCCAAACCAGUCAAGAAUAUGAAGGUUUUACCGUAUCAGUUUACCUCUUGUUACACUCUUUACUUUAUAUUUUUACUUACAUCGGAUCGCCGUUUGCUUAAUAAAUUUGUUUUUAGGUGA
Molecule: messenger RNA, 1902 nt
Organism: Meriones unguiculatus (Mongolian gerbil)
Lineage: Eukaryota; Metazoa; Chordata; Mammalia; Rodentia; Muridae
Gene: C14H16orf54
Product: chromosome 14 C16orf54 homolog
Exons: 2
Coding region: 208-885 (225 amino acids)
Source: RefSeq, a predicted model, not a curated record